AAACAGAACUUGCUGUUCCGACCAGAUAGCUCAGCAAACGUAACACAAGGUAUGGGUGCUAACAAACAUGUCUUGUAUUGUUGACUGAGAUUGAAUAUAAUUUGUCUAAAAUUCGAAGGCGGUAACGUUGUAUAACCGUUAGGACGCGGUCUUACGUAAGUUGACAUUUCUACAUGCACGUGCCGUGGUGGAAGAAGGCAUUUUCAGACCUGUGAGAGAAAAUGAUGGUUGUACGCAUGCUGAAGUACGGGGCAACAGGAGGCUUGUUGGGAACCUCUGCCUUCUGGUUACACUACAACAGCUGGGACCCCGUGGACAGUACCAUCGGCCUGGUGAGGAUCAGCAGGGCCGUCGUUACGGUGGCGAAGAUUGCAGUGGAUUACAAGAACACCCUUUCCAACUCCAAGGCAGCUGUUGGGACUGAGGAGUACCAACAGCUGAAGUCAGCAUGUCACCUGAGAUCAGCUGAGCGGCUGUACCAGCUUUGCUGUGUCAACCGUGGCUGUUACAUCAAGGUUGGACAGCACAUCGGGGCUCUAGACUAUCUAUUGCCUACUGAAUAUGUGCAGACUAUGAAGAUUCUUCACAGCAAGGCACCGCAGUCUUCCCUAUCAGAGAUACACCAGGUUAUCAAAGAAGAUCUUGGAAAGGAGCCUGGUGAGAUCUUCCGCUGGUUUGAUGAGCAGCCUCUCGGGGCUGCCUCACUGGCCCAAGUCCACCAGGCCACACUACAGGACGGCACGUCGGUGGCUGUGAAAGUGCAGCAUCCCAAGGUACAACGUCAGUCCAAGCUGGAUCUAAAUACCAUGGAAUUACUGGCAAAUAUCGUAGCCAAGUUGUUUCCAGAGUUUCAGUUUCUGUGGUUGUGUGAUGAGGCAAAGAAAAACCUUCCAAAGGAGCUGGACUUCCUUCAAGAGGGUCAGAAUUGUGAGAAAGUAGAGAGGAUUCUCAAGAAGUAUAGCUAUCUCAGGGUCCCCAAGAUCUAUUGGGAGCUUUCUACUGAACGUGUGCUCACUAUGGAGUUCUGCCAAGGUGGACAGAUCAAUGACCUGGAAUACAUGCAUAACAACAACAUCAGCGUCAAUGAGGUCACGCGAAACCUGGGAAAGCUUUAUAGCGAGAUGAUCUUUGUUCAGGGUUUCAUCCACUGUGAUCCGCACCCUGGGAAUGUGCUGGUACGGAAGACUGCAGAUUCUGGGACGGAGAUUGUACUGUUGGAUCAUGGUCUGUACCAGACGCUGUCCGAUGAAUUUCGGCUGGACUAUUCACAACUUUGGCAGGCCAUCUUGGCUGCAGAUGUGGAAGGCAUCAAGGAGUACAGCAAGCGCCUUGGUGCAGGAGAAAUGUACGGGCUGCUAGCCUGCAUGGUGUCGGCCAGGUCAUGGGGUGCGCUGACCAAGGGAAUUGACAAGACACCCAUCUCUGUGGGCGAGGAUGACGAAGUGAAACGAUAUGCCGCAACGCUCAUUCCACAGAUCUCUGACCUCCUCAACCGAGUCCCUCGACAAAUGCUACUUCUCUUCAAGACCAACGACCUGUUGAGAGGAAUAGAACAUGCUUUGAACUGUCGUGCCAAUGCCUCGUCUUUCAUCAACAUGUCUCGCUGCUGUGUGCUUGCCGUAAGCAACCACCAGCUGGACACCACCACGAAAUGGACAGAACGAUGGAAGAUCUUGGUGUCUCGAACAAUCACUCUCUGGAAAAUUAACCUAUAUGAAUUCUUUUUGUGGUUUACUACCACAGCUUUGAUUCGUUGGAUGAGCCAACCAAUAAACUGACUGACGUAGUGACAAGCACUGAGCAAAAAGAUCAGGGAUGUUUGCCCUUUUCCAGAAAAAGGGAUAUCGAUCAUAGAAGUAAUAUUAAUAUAACAAGACUUUGGGAAAUGACACCCAGGGACGGUAUUCGACAGCGAUCAGACCACUCCUCCUUUUAUACCUUUUCUGUGCCUCCCUAGACCCUAGUGCAGGGCGCUCUGAUCUGAGAACUAAGAAAACUACUAAAACUAUAAUAUAGUAAAAGUGAAACUAGUCAAACAGUUGUGAAGGUGGCACCAAUAUGGAAGCCACGAGACUCAGUGUAGUUGCCAACCUAGUAAGUCUACCACACUAGUAUCACCUUUGCUACACCAGUGCACAUAUUGAAUACAGGAAUGAAUACCUUG
Branchiostoma floridae (Florida lancelet) is the source of this 2164-nucleotide messenger RNA. RefSeq names its product aarF domain-containing protein kinase 1-like. NCBI's taxonomy places the organism in Eukaryota, Metazoa, Chordata, Leptocardii, Amphioxiformes, Branchiostomatidae. The record is from RefSeq and is a predicted model, not a curated record. Gene Ontology annotation, biological process: lipid homeostasis; protein phosphorylation; mitochondrion organization. Bases 222 to 1778 code for a protein of 518 amino acids. Gene Ontology annotation, molecular function: ATP binding; protein kinase activity. Gene Ontology annotation, cellular component: mitochondrial inner membrane. The transcript is spliced from 2 exons.